AUCAUUUUUUGAUUUCAUAUUAUAAAAGCUAAACCUAAGAUUGGAUUUUGUGAGUUCGGUGUUCAAAUUCAAGAGGGAAAAAACUAGAAUUUGAUCCAUUAAAAAUCCUUCGGGGGAAUGAGGAAGGUGUUGAUAAGGACCGCGGUGAUUUGCGCGACGGCGGCGGCGGCCGUCGCCGUGACGGCGUUCGUGGUGCGGCGCCGGAGGCGGAUCAACGGGCGAUGGGCUCGCGCCGGCGCUGUGUUGAAGGAGCUCGAGGAGCAGUGCGCCACGCCCGUCGAAAAAGUGAAGGAGGUGGCCGACGCGAUGACGAAGGAGAUGCACGCUGGCCUCGAGUCCGAGGACGGGAGCAUGCUCAAGAUGCUCAUUAGCUUUGUCGACAGACUCCCCACGGGGGAUGAGAGAGGAUUGUUCUACGCCUUGGACCUCGGAGGCACCAACUUCCGCGUACUGCGCGUACAAUUAGGGGGGAAGGAAGGGCGUGUCGUGAAUCAACAGUGUGAGGAGGUAUCAAUCCCUCAGGAUCUGAUGGUUGGUGGUUCAGAUGAACUGUUUGAUUUCAUUGCUUCAGCUUUAGCGAAUUUUGUUGCUUCUGAAGAUGAGGAUUUUCACCUUCCCAAUGGCAAACAGAGAGAACUUGGCUUUACCUUCUCGUUUCCAGUUAAGCAAACCUCAAUUGCUUCCGGCACUCUUAUUAAGUGGACAAAGGGUUUCAAUGUAAAUGGAACGGUUGGUAAGGAUGUUGUGGGUGAACUGACUAGGGCCCUGCAAAGACAGGGUAUUGAUAUGCAAGUUACAGCAUUGGUUAAUGAUACAGUUGGAACCCUUGCUGGUGGCAUCUAUGAUGAUAAUGAUGUUGUUGCUGCUAUUAUACUUGGCACCGGUACAAAUGCAGCAUAUGUGGAGCGUGCUGAUGCAAUUAAGAAGUGGCAAGGUCCACUUCCUAACUCUGGAGAAAUGGUUAUUAACAUGGAGUGGGGAAACUUUCGCUCCUCAUAUCUGCCAACAACAGAUUAUGAUCACGCACUCGAUGCUGAAAGUUUGAACCCUGGUCAACAGAUCUAUGAGAAGCUAAUUUCUGGAAUGUAUCUGGGUGAAAUAGUCCGAAGAGUUCUAUUGAGAUUGGCUGUAGAAGCUGCCUUAUUCGGAGACAAUGUUCCUCCACAACUUGAAGUUCCCUUUGUGCUACAGACACCAGUCAUGUCAGCAAUGCAUCAUGAUACUUCAGCUGAUCUCAAAGUUGUUGGCGCCAAAAUGCAGGAUUUCUUGGGGAUCUCCAACUCCUCCUUCAAAGCAAGGAAAUUGGUCGUCCAAGUGUGCGAUAUUGUGGCUAAGCGUGGGGCUCGUCUCGCUGCUGCGGGAAUCAUUGGCAUUCUGAAAAAGCUCGGAUGCGACCGCCCCAACAUGAAGAGGACUGUGAUUGCCAUGGACGGGGGGCUAUAUGAACACUACACUAUCUUUAGAGAAAGCUUGCUCGCCACACUGAAAGAAGUUCUCGGAGAAGAGGCCUCAGCUUCAGUGCUGGUUAUUAUGGCCAAUGAUGGAUCAGGCAUUGGAGCUUCUCUUCUUGCAGCCUCUCAUUCUCAGUAUCUUGAAGAUUAAAGAUACAUCCCUAAGCUGCUCUUCUUGCAGCAUCUGAUUCUUAGUUUCUUAAAACUUAAAAAAUCGAUCUCUAAUCCAAAACCUAUUUAGAUUUUGCCUUUUUUACAAUUUAAUAGUUAUUAUGGGUGGCUUUAAUUUAACACCACAGUGGGGCAAUCGAAGAGUUUAUCUUGAUAAUGUAUUGAUGGCUUAAAGCAGGAUCAAGAAGACUACUGAUCCACUUAGUUCUUUUGUUCUUUGUCUCAAGAAUUGAUGAAUUAAAUAAGAUUGAUGGUGGCAGCCAUCAAGACUACUGAUCCA
Messenger RNA from Zingiber officinale, 1902 nucleotides. Its product is annotated as hexokinase-2-like. NCBI's taxonomy places the organism in Eukaryota, Viridiplantae, Streptophyta, Magnoliopsida, Zingiberales, Zingiberaceae. Gene Ontology annotation, cellular component: mitochondrion; cytosol. Gene Ontology annotation, molecular function: glucokinase activity; mannokinase activity; D-glucose binding. Gene Ontology annotation, biological process: glucose 6-phosphate metabolic process; intracellular glucose homeostasis; glycolytic process. The record is from RefSeq and is a predicted model, not a curated record. The transcript is spliced from 9 exons. The coding region runs from base 118 to 1602 and encodes 494 amino acids.